AUGGCUACGAACGACCCCGAAGAGCUCAUCCUGCCCACAAGAUUCGAAGUCGAAUUGGAAUUCGUCCAGUCGCUGGCCAAUAUACCCUACCUCACCUACCUGCUAUCCCAACAACAGCAGACCUGGAAGGAUCCCAAGUUCAAGAACUAUCUAAAAUACCUCGAGUACUGGACAAGACCACCGUACGUUCAAUGCAUUGUAUAUCCAAACUGUCUCUUUAUGUUGAAGCUACUGAACGGCUUCAUGGAUAAAGCUACAAUCAAUGAUGACGGUCUAUUAGAAGGGCUAGAUGAUCUGCCAAAGAUAAUUCAACUACAUGGUGCUCAAUGGAUGAACGAGAUGGUUGAUCGCUGGGCCUCUCGUGAACCGUGA
Torulaspora globosa is the source of this 372-nucleotide messenger RNA. RefSeq names its product mediator complex subunit SOH1 (gene SOH1). Gene Ontology annotation, biological process: regulation of transcription by RNA polymerase II. The transcript has a single exon. Gene Ontology annotation, cellular component: mediator complex; core mediator complex. NCBI's taxonomy places the organism in Eukaryota, Fungi, Ascomycota, Saccharomycetes, Saccharomycetales, Saccharomycetaceae. Gene Ontology annotation, molecular function: transcription coregulator activity. The record is from RefSeq and is a predicted model, not a curated record. Bases 1 to 372 code for a protein of 123 amino acids.